AUGCUCGCCGUAGCGCCAACCACCACUUACCUCACCGUCCCCACCACCCUCCGCCGUCCCUCCUCCGCUCCCAAGCUACCCUAUCUACCCUCCGUCGCCAACACCCGCGCCCGCCGCCGUCAACUCGCCCAAUGCCGCGUGUCUUGCUCUUCCUCCUCCUCCUCCUCUUCGCCUCUUUCUCUAAACCCUAACCCUUCCUCUUCCCACAACCUCCUCCAAAACCUCGCCAAAAUCCUCGCCGGCGCCACCACCGUCACCCUCGUCCUCAACCUAAGCAAAUCCCCCGCCUUUAACGGCAGAGGCGGAAGUUCGGGCGGCGGAGGAGGAGGAGGAGGUCAUGGCUCCAACGGCGGCGGCGGAGGGUUUUGGAGGAGGCUGUUAGGGCUGCAUGCGGCAAUAGCGGACGAGCCGAACGACGAGUCGUGGGAUUCUCACGGCUUGCCGGCCAACAUUGUCGUCCAGCUCAGCCGGCUCAGCGGCUUCAAGAAGUACAAGGCCUCGGAGAUUGUGCUCUUCGACCGGAGGCAGCGGAGCGCCGUCGGCGCCGACGACCCGUUCUACAUGUAUCUAACCCUCCGGCCCGGCGGCGUCUACACCAAGGCGGAGCUCCAGAGCGAGCUUGAAUCCCUAGCCAAUUCCCGAAUGUUCGACAAGGUUGAGUUGGAAGGCAAGACCAACCGGGACGGCACCCUCGCCGUCAGCGUCUCCUUCACCGAGAGCAUAUGGCUGGCGGCGGACAGGUUCCGGUGCAUCAACGUGGGCCUGAUGGGCCAGGUCAAGCCCAUUGAGAUGGACCCGGAUAUGACAGAUAGGGAGAAGCUGCAGCAGUUGAGGAACCAAGAUAGGGAGUACAAGAGGAGGAUGGAGAAGGCCAGGCCGUGUAUGAUGCCGGCUUCGGUGCAGAGGGAGGUGGUGCAGAUGGUGAGGGAACAUGGGAAGGUGACUAGUAGAUUGUUGCAGAAGGUUCGAGACCGGGUUCAGAAAUGGUACCAAGAUGAGGGGUAUGUGUGGGCUAGUGUUGUUAACUUUGGGAAUUUGAAUACAAAGGAGAUUGUGUGUGAGGUGAUGGAAGGUGAUAUUACAAAGCUGGUUGUUCAGUUCAAGGAUAAGCUUGGCAAUGUUGUUGAAGGGAAGACUCAGGGUCUUGUGGUCAAGAGAGAAUUGCCCAAACAGCUUCGACCAGGUAAUGUGUUUAACAUAGAAGCAGGGAAGCAAGCUCUGAGGAACUUAAACUCCUUGGGAUUGUUUUCAAACAUUGAAGUGAAUCCAGUAGCGGAUGAGAAGAAUGAAGGAGGGGUAAUUGUUGAAAUAAAUCUUAAAGAACAUGAACACAAGACUGCAGAUGUAAGCACAGAGUGGAACAUUGUUUGUGGACAUGGAGGCUAUCCCACUUUGGCUUCACUACUACCUGGUGGAACUGUUACAUUUCAACAUCAGAAUCUUAACGGGUUGAAUAGGUCUCUUAUUGGUUCAGUUAAAACUAAUAACCUCUUUAACCCUCAGGAUAAUCUUGAGUUUAAGCUUGAGUAUGUGCAUCCAUAUCUGGAUGGUGUGGACAAUCCCCGCGAUCGAACUCUCCGCGUAAGCUGCUUCAAUGAUCAAAAACCGAGUCCAGUCUUUACUGGUGGGCCAGGGGACGAUGAAGUUCCCCCUGUAAUGGUUGAUCGAGCUGGCAUCAAGGCUAAUAUAACAGAGAAUUUGAGCCGUCAGAGCAAAUUCACUUAUGGCCUUGUGAUGGAAGAGAUAACCACACGUGAUGAACAAAACCAUAUACUUUCAAAUGGUCAAAGAGUGUUGCCCAGUGGAGGUGUUAGUGAAGAUGGACCUCCAACAACUCUCAGUGGUACCGGCAUUGACCAUGUGGCAUUUUUACAGUCAAAUAUCACACGUGAUAACACCAAGUUUGUGAAUGGAACCUUAGUUGGUCAGAGGAAUGUGUUUCAGGUUGACCAAGGCCUUGGUAUUGGCAGCAAGUUUCCAUUCUUCAACCGCCACCAGUUAUCAUUAACAAGAUUUUUCCAGCUGAAGGAAGUGGAGGAAGGUGCUGGAAAACCACCACCACCUGUGCUUGUACUUCAUGGUCACUAUGGUGUCUGUGUUGGAGACCUUCCAAGUUAUGAUGCAUUUACCCUUGGGGGUCCAUAUUCUGUGCGAGGUUACAACAUGGGUGAGAUUGGCGCCGCUAGACAGAUCCUCGAGCUUGCAGCUGAGCUGCGCAUACCAGUUAAAGGUAAAAAUGUAUAUGCAUUUGUAGAACAUGGCAAUGAUCUCGGAAGUUCAAAGGAUGUCAAGGGUAACCCAACCGAGGUAUACAGGCGAGUGGGUCACGGGUCAUCAUAUGGUGUUGGUGUCAAGUUAGGUCAAGUAAGAGUGGAGUAUGCUGUGGAUCACAACUCUGGCACAGGCUCAACAUUCAUCCGAUUUGGUGAGCGAUUUUGA
Fragaria vesca subsp. vesca is the source of this 2439-nucleotide messenger RNA. Its product is annotated as protein TOC75, chloroplastic-like. The coding region runs from base 1 to 2439 and encodes 812 amino acids. The record is from RefSeq and is a predicted model, not a curated record. The transcript has 7 exons. Gene Ontology annotation, biological process: chloroplast organization; protein import into chloroplast stroma. Gene Ontology annotation, cellular component: chloroplast outer membrane. Lineage: Eukaryota; Viridiplantae; Streptophyta; Magnoliopsida; Rosales; Rosaceae.